AUGGACGAUGAGGAAAUAAAGGCAGCCUUAAUGGCAAAUAGCUCAGUAUUUCUGGAUUCGGUUCCAAACAGCUACAGUUUUUCCGAUGGAACCGGUCUUAUUCAUUGGGCGUCGAUGUACAACAACCUGGACGUCUGCCAUAGACUGGUGAAGGAUCCUGGGAUUGUUAACAGUGUUGGAGGAGCUCUUGAUAGCUCGCCCCUAUACUAUGCACUUUACAACUCAAACUAUAAGGUUAUGAAACUCCUGAUAGAAAACGGUGCAGACAUCACCUAUGUGAACAAAAGUGGAAUGGGGCUGUUGCAUACGUGUGCCAGAUUUGACGAUGUGCUAGGAAUGGUUCUUCUCUUGAGCUAUGGUGCAGACGCGGGUGUCGAAGACUUCAAGGGAAGAACGCUGCGUGUAUAUGCAAGGGGAAAGCGUGCUAGGAAUGUGGAGAGGUUUCUGGAAGCAAAUCGAGUUACGGACAGGUAUAAGAUCUGGAUGAUAGAAGGAAUAUCGAUAGGGAUGCACUGGGGAUCUUUUUUCUUAGGGAAGGCAUGGCAAGUUGGAGUUGUUGCUGUUUUUCUGAUCUUCUGGGGAAGAGUGGCACGCACAAGACUUCCUGUGUAUCUCAAUCUGUUUUAUUCUUUCUACAUUAGCUACAAGGUGCUUGGAGAAGACUUUGAGCAUACAACCCACACACUUGAGUAUUUCUUCAAUCUGGUUUGUUUGUUCUUGACCAGACCAAGGUUCGGUCCUGUGGGUACAUACCAAGAGGCAAGGGAGUUGGUGUCUACGAUGAUAGAACAAGACGAAUACACAAUGGAGCAUUUCUGCUACACGUGCCUAGUACGGAAAGCUGGUGGAACCAAACAUUGCUCUAUCUGCGAGAGAUGUGUGCUUGGGUUUGAUCAUCAUUGUCCCUGCAUAAACAAAUGUGUCAGCAAAGACUCCAUGAAGCUGUUCCAGAGGCAUCUUCUCUCCACACUCACAGUAACUAUGGGCGUGCUUCUGUCUGGGCGGACUCCAGAUGUAAGCUUGGAGCUGAUGUCUGUAGCAGCCUUUGUUGUGCUUGUUCUAGUUGCAAGUGCAUCUGUAAAAAGCCCCAGGCCUGUAUAA
Encephalitozoon intestinalis ATCC 50506 is the source of this 1101-nucleotide messenger RNA. Its product is annotated as ankyrin repeat-containing protein. The record is from RefSeq and is a predicted model, not a curated record. Gene Ontology annotation, molecular function: protein binding; palmitoyltransferase activity. The transcript has a single exon. NCBI's taxonomy places the organism in Eukaryota, Fungi, Microsporidia, Unikaryonidae. Bases 1 to 1101 code for a protein of 366 amino acids.